CCCAAAUCGUACAAAACACGACGCCAUCAUCGCAAAACGAGCCAGAUUGGAAACAGACGACUUCCUGGUAUCGAAAUAUAAGGUUGAUUCCAUUCCCUUUGUCAAUAAGAAGUUUCUAACAAGAUGGCUGACGACUUCGAUGUGGAAGCGAUGCUAGAGGCUCCAUAUAAAAAAGAGGAUGAUGGAAGAGGAGAUGCAUCAUCCGACAGGGAGAAAAGAAAGCAUAGAGACCGUAACAGAGAUAGGGACAAGGGAAGGGACAAGACUCACAGCCAUCGAGACAAAGACAGGAAAGAGCGAGAUCAUAAUCGUGAUAGGGACAGGAAAGACAGAGAUAGAAAAAGGAGUAGAAGUAGAGAGCGUGACCGCGUAAGGAAGGAACAUAAAAGAAGUCGAAGUAGGGAAAAGGAGAGACGGAAGGAUAGGAAGCGAAGUCACAGUAGGGAAAGGAGAAAGAAAAGCAGGAGUAUUUCACCAAUAAGAUUCCGUGACCGACGGGGACGGAGUAACAGUAGAAGCCCAUACAGAUACACAAGACAGCCAGGUCCAGAGCUAACUCCUGAAGAAAGGGAUGCUAGAACUGUUUUCUGCAUGCAGCUGUCUGCCAGAAUUCGUCCAAGAGAUCUUGAAGAAUUCUUUUCUUCCGUUGGAAAAGUACGGGAUGUUCGACUGAUCAUGGAUAACAAGACCAGAAGAUCAAAAGGAAUUUCUUACGUAGAGUUUCAAGAUACAGAGUCAGUGCCAUUAGCCAUUGGGUUAACAAACCAAAAACUGUUAGCUGUUCCAAUCAUUGUUCAGCCAUCUCAAGCUGAGAAAAAUAGACUAGCUAAUGCAGCAAAUGUUCUACAAAAAGGCAACUCUGGUCCAAUGAGGUUAUACGUGGGAUCAUUACAUUUCAACAUUACCGAAGAUAUGUUACGUGGAAUAUUUGAGCCAUUUGGUGCAAUAGAAGAUAUCAAGUUAAUUCGUGAUCACGAGACUUCAAGAUCUCAGGGAUAUGGAUUCAUAUCUUUCAAAGAUGCAGAAGAUGCCAAGAAGGCCCUUGAGCAGCUGAAUGGUUUUGAGUUGGCUGGCAGACCAAUGAAAGUAGGCCAUGUCACAGAGAGAACAGGGGAGGCCCAAGGAGCAUCCAUGUUGGACAGCGAUGAGAUGGACCGAGCAGGUAUUGACUUGGGAGCAACAGGCCGGCUACAACUAAUGGCUAAGUUAGCAGAAGGAACAGGAUUCCAAAUUCCAGAUUAUGCUGCAAAUGCAUUGAAUGCUGGGAGUACAGGGAAUUCUACAUCGGUGUCAAGUAGUAUGACUGCUGUGGUGGGCCAGCCUGCUCCACCCAACACAGCUGGCACCACAAGUUCUACUGCUCCACCCAUAGCAACGCAGUGCUUCAUGCUAUCUAACAUGUUUGAUCCAAACUCAGAAUCAAGGACUAACUGGGAUCAGGAGAUCCGGGAUGAUGUUAUUGAUGAGUGUAACAAGCAUGGAGGAGUACUCCACAUCUUUGUUGACAAGGCAUCGCCUCAAGGAAAUGUCUAUGUCAAAUGUCCAACUAUUGCAGCAGCUGUAGCAUCUGUUAAUGCACUCCAUGGCCGGUACUUUGGAGGAAAAAUGAUAACAGCAGCCUAUGUUCCAUUACCUAACUACCACUCGUUGUUCCCGGAGGCCACACGAGCUAACCAGCUUUUACUACCCUCAUCUCAAGCCCUACAGGCCGGCUAUCCAUCAGGGAUGUUUCCAAACAUGCCAACAGCAGCUCCUGUGAUGCGAUGAGAUGAAAAUCUGCUCUCGAAUAUAUUUUUAGCGAACUUCAAAGUUAAUAAACAGGUUUUAACAUUUCAGAGAUUUCACUAAACAGAAGAACAUUUUUUGGCUGUCGAGUAUUCUCUAUUUUCAUGGUUAUAUUGAUUAUGUGAUGUUAAAAUAUUUGAUGUCAAGAUUUAUUGAUGUGCAGCAUCAUGUAUGCUCUUAAAUUUUACAUUAUGUCCAUGGAGAAUUUUUCCUUUGCUCAUGUAAAUUACAGUUUAAAAUUAUUUUUGUUUUUAUCAUAUUUAAAUGAGAUACUGCAUAUGAAAGUGACUUUUAUUUGUGUAUUAAGAAACCAGAGUUAUGGGGAAGAUGUUAACAUUUUUUUUGAUCUAUGGUGUUUUUAAAAGAAAUCAGAAAUCCUUCACUAUGUUUUAUGCAUAUUUUAGCUAGAAAAUUCAUAGCUGUUUGAAAAAUGGUCUUGUAUAUUCUAGCUUUUGAAUCGAGAGUUCAAUGUUUUGUGUGAUACAGAAAUACAUUCAUUCAUUGUUGGUAUGAUAAUGAAUUUGUUUAGGGAUCAUUAUAUUGGUAUACUGAAGCAUUUGUUUAGGGAUCAUUAUGUUGACAGUAACUGUCCAUCAUGUUGGUUCAUUAUUCUCAUCUCAUUAAAUAUCUGAACUUAAAGGUU
This is a messenger RNA of Mizuhopecten yessoensis (Yesso scallop), 2428 nucleotides long. Its product is annotated as RNA-binding protein 39-like. Gene Ontology annotation, molecular function: RNA binding. The record is from RefSeq and is a predicted model, not a curated record. Bases 124 to 1767 code for a protein of 547 amino acids. Gene Ontology annotation, cellular component: nucleus. Gene Ontology annotation, biological process: mRNA processing. Lineage: Eukaryota; Metazoa; Mollusca; Bivalvia; Pectinida; Pectinidae. The transcript is spliced from 12 exons.